CCGUGCUUCAACCACCGCGCACUCAGCACAUGCACACCCAGCCCCUGCGGGGUCGGUGUCCGAUCCGUGCCGGGGCUGCUCAGAGCCCACAGGGACCGAGAGCCCCGAGCGAGCACCGGCGACAGCGACGAGGGAGGCCGCCGCGGCCCCGCCGCCGCCACAGCGGAAGCGGCUGCGCCGCCGGAGCCGGCGGACGUGACCUCACGGCACGGCCCCUUCCCGGCCCUCCUCUCUGUUUCUGGCAGCUCCCGAUCGGCGGCAGAGGAGGAGGAGGAGGAAGGCGGGCGGGUUCCGGGAUGCUGCCGGCGCAGCUCGGGCGCGCGCCGCGGCACCUGCUGGUGUGCGAGCGCGGCCACGCGCGCCACCCGCGCUCGCGGCACGCGGCGCACGUGCGGGACCACGCCUACAGCUGCCGCGUGUCUUUUUUGAUCCCGGAAUGUGGCGUGCUGCCUGAAGUGCUGAAAAGCACAAUUGCAGAUAUUGGAGAGUACUACCUGGUGAGGAAUUUACCCAUUCAUGAACUGGUCGCUCAUGAAUUCAUUGAUGCUUUUGUGAAGAAAGGUUCAUGCUACGCGCUUACCUAUAAGACAAAAAUUGAUCAAGAUAAUACUGCAGCUCUGCUACCAAAUGGUAAACUAAUUCUAUCAGUGGAUAAGGAUACUUAUGAGGAGCUUGGACUGCAAGGUCGCCCUUCUCGGUAUUCGGGCAAAAAAGUAAUGCGAUAUAUUAUCACUAUUGACUUGACUGAUGCUGGCUUUUACCCUGAGAGCAAGAAACAUAACAGAGUGCUUUGGGCCUUGAAAGAAAAGAAACCUUUAGAAUUUGACUUCCUACUGGCUUGGUAUAAUACAGGUGCAGAGGGAUCAACAUUGAUGUCAUACUUUUCAAAAAACCAAAUACAGGCCCUGAAGCCAAAAAUAACAUUCAGCACCUUAAGGGACUUGCAGUGUCCAGUGUUACAAAGUAAUGAUCUACAAGGAAAACCAGAGGAGUCCUGCAGUACAGAGGAGCUCUUUGAAUGGCUGGGUGCUGUCUUGAAUCAAGUUAGCCUAGACAACAAAUCCUCCAGCUUCUUAUCAACCUAUUGCUGCCCUGAGCCCAACACAGUGGUGGAAAAAGCUUUUUUGUGCACAAUCACAGGCUUUAUAAUUCCUGAGAAGAUUAUUCAGUUAUUGGAGCAGCUGUGUUGCUAUUUUGGUGAUCCAAAACUGGCAUAUUGGCUGACCUUAACUGUGCAUGGCUUUGCAGACAGCCCUGUUUCCUGGAGAGAAAGUGAACAUGGUUUCCACAAAGGAGGAGAGAACUUGUACAACUUUGUCAUUUUUAGAAAUCUGGACUACUGGCUUCAGAUGGCUGUAGGAGCUCAUGAUGAUUGUCCUCCAUAAAGUUUCAUCCACAGAAGAAGUUCUCUAAUAAUCCCUUGUUACUGACAGAAAACUAAUAAAAUAUUUUUUGUACAAGUAGUUAUGUAACAGAUUAAGUACUAAGAGUCUGAUCAUGUUUUUGUUAUUUGUAGCCAAUGGAAGGAAUGGAUUUUUGUUUCUCCACUGUUACGCAAUGCCUUCUGAAAAACUUCACAAAACUUCACAGCUUUUAGGAAAAGUUAAGUUUCUGAGAGUUUUUCUCAGGAAUUGUCUUUUCCAGGAGCAAAUUUGGAAUUUGAAAAUUAGCUUUACAGAGUGCUAGCUAAAAUAUUUGUCAGGAAAGCUCAUUUUGGGAUUAAGUGUUUUAUUUCUUUACAUUAAAGAUCUGCAAAACCUUCAUAUCCCUGUUAAAGGUAUUUCAGCCUACAUGCUAGCAAAAAAAAAAAAA
Motacilla alba alba is the source of this 1812-nucleotide messenger RNA. It is a transcript of the gene RPP40, whose product is annotated as ribonuclease P/MRP subunit p40. Gene Ontology annotation, biological process: tRNA 5'-leader removal; endonucleolytic cleavage in ITS1 to separate SSU-rRNA from 5.8S rRNA and LSU-rRNA from tricistronic rRNA transcript (SSU-rRNA, 5.8S rRNA, LSU-rRNA); tRNA 3'-end processing. The coding region runs from base 30 to 1385 and encodes 451 amino acids. The record is from RefSeq and is a predicted model, not a curated record. The transcript has 8 exons. Gene Ontology annotation, molecular function: ribonuclease P activity; ribonuclease MRP activity. Lineage: Eukaryota; Metazoa; Chordata; Aves; Passeriformes; Motacillidae. Gene Ontology annotation, cellular component: multimeric ribonuclease P complex; ribonuclease MRP complex.